This is a messenger RNA of Aplysia californica (California sea hare), 4706 nucleotides long. Its product is annotated as kinesin-like protein KIF3A. Gene Ontology annotation, biological process: mitotic cell cycle; microtubule-based movement. Gene Ontology annotation, cellular component: microtubule. The transcript is spliced from 19 exons. Lineage: Eukaryota; Metazoa; Mollusca; Gastropoda; Aplysiida; Aplysiidae. The record is from RefSeq and is a predicted model, not a curated record. The coding region runs from base 183 to 2294 and encodes 703 amino acids. Gene Ontology annotation, molecular function: plus-end-directed microtubule motor activity; microtubule binding; ATP binding.
AUGCGCUCUACCACAUAUUUAUGUUAACUACCAAACCGAGUGUCGCAGUGUACAUUGAUACAAGUUGUUAAUUAAAGGACAGGACAUUGAACAGAAACCGCCAAGUUGAAUGUACCUUUGGUGACAUUGAAAUGAAUUGAGAUCUUUUUUUAGGGAGUGUCGACUGAUCAAGACUAUUCAAAAUGCCAGAAAGUCAAAGAAUGCAGGAUGUGGACAAUGUGAGGGUGGUGGUACGUUCAAGACCUAUGAAUGACAAAGAAAAAGAAACAAGUUGUGUGGAAGUUGUAAAAAUUGAAGAAGUGAGAGGCACAGUGAAUGUGAAAAAUCCUCAGGGCAUGCCCUCAGAGCCUCCAAAAACAUUCACAUUUGACAUUGUUUUUGGGCCGGACUGCAAGCAACUUGAUGUAUACAACAAAGUGGCAAGGCCAGUAGUAGACUGUGUUCUGGAGGGAUACAAUGGCACAAUUUUUGCUUAUGGACAGACCGGUACUGGGAAAACGUUCACAAUGGAAGGUUUGAGAGCUAUUCCUGAAAAGAGAGGAAUAAUUCCUAAUUCUUUUGCCCACAUUUUUGGUCAUAUUGCCAAAGCAGAAGGAGACACAAGAUUUCUUGUGCGAGUAUCCUACCUGGAGAUUUACAAUGAAGAAGUGCGAGACUUGCUGGGAAAAGAUCAACACCAAAGACUGGAGGUCAAAGAAAGGCCUGAUGUUGGUGUGUAUGUCAAAGACUUGUCAGCUUUUGUUGUGAAUAACGCAGAUGAUAUGGAUCGCAUCAUGACACUUGGAAACAAAAAUAGAUCGGUGGGUGCUACUCACAUGAACAUGCACAGCUCCCGCUCCCAUGCCAUCUUCACAGUGACCAUUGAGUGUAGUGAGAAAGGACCAGACGGGGAGCAGCACGUUCGCGUGGGAAAACUGCAUUUGGUCGAUUUAGCGGGUUCGGAACGUCAGGCCAAGACAGGUGCCACAGGCCAGAGACUUAAGGAAGCCACCAAGAUCAACCUGUCCCUGUCCACCCUGGGUAACGUCAUCUCCUCCCUGGUAGAUGGGAAGAGCACCCAUAUCCCCUACAGGAACUCCAAGCUCACCAGGCUGCUGCAGGAUUCUCUAGGAGGAAACUCAAAGACAGUCAUGGUGGCAAACAUUGGCCCAGCUGACUACAACUACGAUGAGUCUAUCAGCACACUGAGGUACGCAAACCGGGCCAAGAACAUCAAGAACAGAGCCAAGAUCAACGAAGACCCCAAGGACGCUUUGCUACGACAGUUCCAGAAGGAGAUCGAAGAGCUGAAAAAACAACUGGAAGAUGGAGAUUAUGAAGAAGAAGGUAGUGAAGAGGAGUCUGGCUCUGAAGAGGAAAUCGUUGAUGAGAAUGGAGUUAAGAGAAAGGUGAAGAAAAAGAAAGGGGAUGAAGAUGCAAAGCGUCACAUCUCCAAGGAGAAAAUGCUGGAGAUCCAAGCGAAGAUUGAGGAAGACCGGAAGUUGCUGGAGUCGAAGAAGGACAUGGCGGAGGAAGAGAGAAACAAAGUCAAGACAGAUUUGGACAAAAAGGAAAACGAACUCAAGAAAUAUCAGGAUGAGCAAGAGCAGCUGAAGCAGAAGCUGACGGUGAUAGAGAAGAAAAUCAUCGUGGGCGGGGAGAACCUUCUGGAGAAGGCUGAGGAGCAGGAGAGACUUCUGGAGGAGAGUGCUAAGGAGCUGGAGGCUCGCAAGGAGAAGGAAGAGGAGCUGAAGAAGGCUUUGGAGGAGAAAGAGCAAGAACGCUUGGACAUAGAGGAGAAAUACUCGAGUCUGCAGGAAGAAGUUGCUGGCAAGACCAAGAAGCUGAAACGUGUGUGGACGAUGUUGAUGCAAGCUAAGUCUGAGAUUGCGGACUUACAACAAGAACACCAGCGAGAGAUGGAAGGGCUUCUGGAGAACGUGAGACAGCUGAGCCGCGACCUCAAGCUACAGAUGACCAUCAUAGACAGUUUUAUACCACCGGAGUACCAGGACAUGAUAGAGCAACACGUCCACUGGAACGAUGACAUCGGGGAGUGGCAGCUGAGAUGUGUGGCCUACACCGGCAACAACAUGAGGAAACAGACUCCACAGCCUGAGAAAGAAAAGGAAAAGCAGAGCCCAGAGAUUGACUUGUCCCACGUGUACCUGGCCUACACCAGAGAGGGAGAGGCCGAGGCCUUGAGGCCAAAGACAGGGAAAGGUUCAAAGUCUGGCAGACCAAAAACAGCAAACAGGCCAAAGAGCUCAAAGAAAAAACGCAAAGAUGCCAACAUCGAUUCGGUGCUUCAAUGACUGUUGGUGUGGUCCGUCAGUCUGCUCAUGUUCAAAUCUCUGCUGCUGUUGGACUGUGUGGAGGAGAAGGUGCUGGGGUCUCUGGCUCUGGUGGCUUCUCUCAGAGUCUCGUGAGGAGAAGGGAAAAGGUCACCGCUUUGAAGACAGCAGUUCUGCUUUCUGGAUAGUCAGAGGACAUUAUGUUUGUGUUCAACAGUUACAGAUCUAUACACGUUUCUUCUACACAUCUGGUUGCUACAUGGGUAAGGUGAAAUGUAUACAGACACAAACUGUGGAGGGGAACAUUUUUAGAACAAGUUUUGAAAGAGUAAUCUGAGUUUCCAAAAUGUCAGUAAGUUUUUUUCCGAUUGUUUCAGUCGUUUAAUUUUGGACAUUUUUUUUCCAGUCCAAGAGAAUUGUGAGUCCUUUGUGUUGCAUUUUCAGUCUAGCUGGCCUCUUGCAAACUCUCCCUGGUUCCCAUUUCAGAAUGUAUGUGAUCUCCCUUGUAGAUCCAAAUAUUCAUGACAAGUUCUGUGAAUGUACUUAUAAAGUAUCUGAAAAACACGAAAAUGUUCCUUCACUUUGGCCCUGAUGUGUGGGAUAUCUAAGGAAAGGGGAGGCUUUUCCUUUUUGUGGGUGCUCUGGUGUGGUUUGCUCGUUCUUUCUUAUCCAACAUCUUUUAUUUAUUUUUUUUGGUCUCUUUGUAUGUUACUCACAAGUGACACCUCUAAAUCUCUUGCUCUUAAAUGACCUAUUUUUGUCACAAGUGCUGUAAAACUCACAAAAAGAAAAUGAAACUUUUCCUUAUUUCACAUCUUUACACCUAAAGAGCAGUAGACCUAUCUUUUGGCUGCCAACUUGCUCUCUUUGUUGCUGUGCUCAUAUGACUGCCUUAGAAUGGGAUACCAUGCUGUUUUUAAAAUAAAACAAGCAUGUAAGACUGAUAAUGUAGCUGAAAAUUUCCCCCCUUCAGACAUUACCAUUUUGUCAGUUGUCACAAUGCGAUGUGAAUGAGACAGAAAUUCUUGUUUAAGAGUGUGGGCUUGCUUUCCUUUCCUUCCGACCCAGAUUAUCAACACAAUAUUUUCUAUCUCCAUCUUUUAUUAUAAUAUCAGGAAAGAAAACAUCUUUCCACAUGAAAACUGUUCGUUUUCCUGCAAAGGUACAUCCAAAAAAUCCUCCAUAUAUGUGAAAUGUAACACUUGUAACAGUUCAGCAGUGACAAUAACUUUUGGAUCUGAUAUCUGAUGUAGACAGUACCAAUCCUUUCAUCUUGUCUGACUUUUGACUCACCUCAGUGAAGAAUGUGGCUUUUUCCCAUUACUUAUGAUAGUGAUAAUGUGAUACAUUUGUAAUAUUGUACCAGGGAGAUAGGGAACUAAUUUUUUUGGGGGGGGUUUUUUUGCUUUUUUUUUUUACUCUGUAUCUGAAGAGAUUGAGCCAUUGGCUACGAUCGAAAUGCAAUUUAAUUACUGUGAUAAAAAGCUACUUACGAGUAUUUAUUCUGUUUUGAUAAGUAGAAAAAAAUUGAACAUAAUGAAAUUUGUUUUAUUUCAUAUCUAUGGAAGUCUGAGAAUUUUUAUAUUGUACAAGAAUGUGGAAGAUGGAGAAACUGACAAGUGACAUUACUACUUUUGCUAUAUUACCUUUUUUAAAAAUUUAUUUGAUGUAUGUUUUAAACAGUAUUAUGGGAAUAUUUUGUGAGUAUGAAUAUUUUAAAAAAUCCUCUGGGAACUUAACUAUGAUAAUUUAUGGUCUCUCUAUAGAAUAAGUGAAGGUAACGUGAUCAUAUAUCUUUGAAUUUUGAAGGAAGUGAUUUUUGAGGACUUUCGUGGAAGGAAAUGAUAAGCUUCCAAAACUCUUGAGAUAUUAGAAAAUAAAACUGUACGAGUCUGUAAAACGAAAGUAAAUUCAGAUAGUUACGCUCUCUGUGGUCUCAGUAAGAAAUGCCAUGGAGACUGUAUUAUUUGUUAUUUCUUACACUGGUUAGCCCAGUUAGUAAAAGUCUCGAUGUCUUACAUCUUUGUUCCAAGAGAUGAAAUGUUAGCGCAAUGACUUUUUUCUUUUCCUUGUUUUGAGCGUAAUAUGUUGGCUGCAGAAACAAAUCUUUUAGAGAUUGCAUCUUCACCUUUCUAGAUGAAUGCUUUGCAGUUCAAUUUUUUAAUCCGUCCUUCUGCUCUGAUAAUCACUUUAGGUUGUGACCUUACCACUUGUUUCAUUUUCUGUUGCAUGAAUUUGUCCGUAAUCUAAUUUUAGAGAUCUGUUCUUAGGAAAGAUUUAUUGAUCUAAUGAUCGUUUAGUCCCUGAUUGGUUGUAUUUUACACUGUUUUGACUUUUCACAUCUGAAUUGUCAACGACCAGCCAUUCAUAUUGACAUGUUAUGCUGUAAAUACUAUCAACUGUAAAUAAAAUCAAUUUUCAUAAACCAGAAAA